Messenger RNA from Gigantopelta aegis, 2228 nucleotides. Its product is annotated as protocadherin Fat 3-like. Gene Ontology annotation, molecular function: calcium ion binding. Bases 153 to 2228 code for a protein of 691 amino acids. The transcript is spliced from 13 exons. NCBI's taxonomy places the organism in Eukaryota, Metazoa, Mollusca, Gastropoda, Neomphalida, Peltospiridae. Gene Ontology annotation, biological process: homophilic cell-cell adhesion. The record is from RefSeq and is a predicted model, not a curated record. Gene Ontology annotation, cellular component: plasma membrane; cell-cell junction.
AGCACACCUCUCAGAAAAUAUUUCAACUGUAAUGUGUGGCAAUUUCCUGAAUUCAUCAAAAAGAAAGAAGAAAACAUAUUAGUUUUGGCAAUUUCAAAAAGUGACGUAAAGAAAAAGGGAAAAACUACAAAGUGAAGAAUUCGAUAACAAAAAUGUCGGUGGACCGUCCAGCUACAAGAGACAUAUUGUUUAUUAUUUUAGUCUCUUUGGUAGGAUGUAACGAGGCAGCGUUGUCCGUUGGACUAACGCCCCUGACGACUAACCUGAACGAGAAGUCGUCGACGAAAGCUUUACUCCGACUCACAUGUAACAACCCGGCCGUCGCCGACAACUUCGCCAUCAAGAAAAAGAGCCAGAACCCCUUUUACUGCGAUAAGUGCUUCCAGGUGCUGAAAGAUAAAGAUUCAUCGAAGCGAGGUUAUUGGCUAUGGUUCCAUUCGGGCGUUGCGCCGCUCGAUUACAAGUCCAUCAACCAGUACACUAUUGACAUCGAGUGUGAUGACGCCAAUGAAACGGCAACUGCAUCUAUCACUGUGAACAUCGUCCCAAACCAACAACCGAAAAUAAAUCCGUCUACAGUAAAAUGUGCGAAAAAGAUCCAGGCGGCUAGUGUGAAAGCUGGGGACAGUGUUUUUGCUCCAAACCCCCUGACGAAUGUGGCCACCGACCCAGAUGGUGAUCCUCUGUUCUAUUCCAUGACCGUACAGCCCACCAGCGCAGCCGGCUCAUUCACGAUCGGGCCAACCGACGGCGUCAUCCGGGCAACAAAGGACCUGAUUCAAGAAUGUACUCCUUCCGUGUCCUUUUCCGUGACCGUCACUGACAAAAUCACCACACCGCCUCCUCCAAUUAUCGUAUCGUGCGAAAUGUCAGGCAAUAAGCAGGCGCCAGUCAUUACUAAUGUGAACAAGGAAGUGCAGGUACCGGAAGACUCGCCUAUAGGAUCAGUGAUUGGCGGCAUUGUGAUGAACGUAAAGCCCGUGGGUCAUGUCUCGUACGGGCUGUCAACAGUUCCGCCUUCAGCAAUAUCACUGGUGACAGAACAUGUUGACACCAUCAGAGUGGCACAGAAGCUCAACUUCGAGUCUAACAACAGGAACUUCAACCUGACCAUCAGGCCCGACAACGGAAUGUGCGAUCCAAUCGAUCACUGGCUCUUCAUCCGGGUCUCUGACAAGAACGACCCGCCGGUAUUAGCCCCAAAGACGGAUUUCUAUGCAGUUUAUGAAAGAACGAGUCUGGCGUCAGAUCCAUCCGUAUCUUCGAUUAACAUCAACUGGGGUCCCAUCGUCAAGGACGAGGAUUACGACGACCUACCCGGCACACACACCUUCAGCAUCAUCAAGGGCAACGAUAACAACCGGUGGAAGAUCGACCGCACGACGGGCGUCAUCCGGUCCAACGGCAUCUACGACGUCGACCAGAACGUCAUGCCGACCACGGCGAAACUCCUCGUGCAGGUCAAGGACUCGGACGGCGGCAUCGAUAACGCCACGAUCAAUAUCAGAAUCGAUGAUUUCAACGAUCAUCGGCCGAUCAUCAACCCAUCAUCUUACACGUUCACAAUCACGGACUGUACGCCGAUCGGUCAGCUCGGAAAGAUGAUCGCCAAAGAUGACGACCUCGGCGUCACCAACGGGGUGAACAACAACAACAACGUAUUCGAUUUCGACUUUGCCACGUCAGACUACGUGACCGUCGACCAGACAGGGGCCAUCACGUUGACCAAGCCGAUGCCGGCUGGAACGUCAACAACUCUGUCAGUGGGGGCCACGGAUAAAGGGAAGCCAACGCCGCUGUCUAGCCUGACAAAGGCGACGAUCGUCGUGUCGUCAACAGCGUGUCCCCCUACAACUACACCACCAACUGUUCCCACCGUCCCCAGCUCAAACAACAACAAUAAUAAUAACAAUAACAACAACAACGGUAACAGUAACAGUAACGGCAACAGUAACAGUAACAGUAAUAGUGUCAGCAAUGGCAUCAACUCUUUCCCCAACGUAUCCGCUACAGGUGCUGGUAAAAGUGCAACCGCUAAUGCAGGGACCAUGGCGUGGAUCAUCCUGGCCGGCCUCCUGGGCGCCCUGCUGCUCGGCCUGCUGGCCUACAUGCUCUUCAAAUACUGCUACCCGUACUGCACAGAGGGAGGCUGCAAGAGUCUGUGUCAAAAACGACACCCAACACCGCAAGUUCGACCAACGGAAGUGGAAAAAGUGACCGAAAAGUAA